This is a messenger RNA of Leishmania mexicana MHOM/GT/2001/U1103, 2406 nucleotides long. RefSeq lists its product as hypothetical. Gene Ontology annotation, molecular function: protein binding. The coding region runs from base 1 to 2406 and encodes 801 amino acids. The transcript has a single exon. Lineage: Eukaryota; Euglenozoa; Kinetoplastea; Trypanosomatida; Trypanosomatidae. The record is from RefSeq and is a predicted model, not a curated record.
AUGUAUCUCACAAAGCGGCCACCGGCGGAGCUGAUCAUUCGCCACCGCGACGGGACGGAAGACCGCUUCGUCCAGCCGGCUGCAGCGGUUGCGGAGCCAGCGUCGUGCACCGCGACGAACGACGAUCACGACGAGACGUAUCAGAUCGUUAUGGAGUGCGCGCCGUACACCGCAAGCUUCAACGCCCUUCUCGCCAAGGACUCGGUGCACGAAGACUCACGGCAGAUGGUCGCUCUCGUACAUCAUCGCAUGCACUCUGAGGGAAUCCCUUUGAACACGCAGACGUACAACUUGCUGAUGAAACGCGUCACCCGUUUCACCGAUGGCGCCAUCUUCACCCUCUACGACGAGCUCAAGAGUGAGGGGCUCAAGGAGAACAGUAGCGUGCGGCCCAACAUGGAGAGCUAUAUACUGCUGUUCCGCGCGUGCGAGCGCAGCUCGCUGUACAACCGGGCCUUCGUCCUCUACCAGCAGCUGCGAGAGCAGUUUCAACUGGUGCCCGAGACGGCCGUGUACAACACCCUGCUGGGGUACUGCGCGGCCGUCCGUGACGUGGCACAGGCAACCUUCCUGGUCGAGGAGAUGAAGCAGCUCAACGUUUCGCGAGACGUGAACACGUACAACUGCCUGAUGAGUGUUAUGAUGGAAUCAGCGCCGUACGAGGAGACGCUGAAGGUGUUUCAGGAGCUGCUCUAUCUCAACUUGAAGCCGACGAUUCGGAGCUACAACACCAUUCUGAAGGUGGCGUGCCGCCAUGGCGAUUACGACCGCACGUUCCAGUUCGUGGAGGAGAUGAAGAAGAAGGGGCUCAUCCCGGAUGUGGAGACGUACAACUACCUGUUCACCGUGUGUGAGCAGCGGCUCGACUACGUCCGCGGCACUGGCGCCUACUCUGCAGAGCGCCGCACACGGGAGCAGAUUCUGCACGGCUUGCAGGCCAUUGCCGAGCUCGUCGUGACACUCCUGCGCGAGAUGCGUACAAUCCAGGUGUGGCCGGACACCUACACCUACAACAAAGCGCUCAGCAUCCUUGUGAGGUGUGAGGACGAGCGGAUGUUCGCUGUGUACAACGACAUGGUGCUGCACACGAGCGAAAUCGUGGACAAAUCCAGAGGCGCUGGCCGCGGACCCUCUUCGUCUUCGCGUAAAUGGGGGAUAGCGAAAAGCAGUGACAACGACAUGCAUCAGGCCGAUGCCGGCAUGCUCUUGGAAGAGGCACUCCAAGCGGAAGACGAGGAGGAAGUGGGUAACAUACGCAGCAACGCCGUUCGACCUAACUUGGAGACCUGGCGGCAGAUGAUAAAGGCGUGCCUGCUCUACCAGUACUACAAACUCGCGGAGGAGGUGAGCGCAGACAUGCGGAAGAGCGGCCUGACGCUCAAUGCCUCGCUGGGGCUGCUUCUCCUGGAGGUGUGCUCCGCAGCCAAGGACCUUAAGUGGGCCGAGGAUGUGCUCGCGGAGCUGAAGAAGCGGGAUGUCCUCCUCGAUACACCGCUCAUGAACGCCUUUCUCCGCGUCCUCUGCGCGGUGGACGCCGGGGCGGAUAUCUUUGCCGAGUACGAGCAGAUGCGCAUGGGUAUUCACCCGACGGGCGCGUGGGCCGACACGGAUACGUGCAACAUCGUCCUGCGCUACGCCCACACGAAAUCGAGUAAGACCGCAUUUGCCGAAAGUCUCUACACCAUGAUGGUGCAGCCCUAUUCCAUCGCAGCCGCCAACGAGGAGACGUUCUGCAUUCGCCUCGCCGCUUUGACAGGCAAGAUGGAUGUGUCAGUGGACAGUGUAAUCGCCUUCAUGGAGGAUGUGACGCACAAUGGUAGCCCCCUCACCGUUGCCUUCUAUCACUGUGUCCUGCGCUUCUUCCUCGUCCGCGACGAUGCGCGCAUUCAAGCCUGGUUUGAUCGACUGAGCACGGAGCACGGUGGCUCCUCCAAUGUCCAUGCUCCAGUCGCGGACGUGCAAUGCUACACGACUCUGAUGCAGUACUACCUCGCUCAUGCGCAGUACGAUAUGGUGGAGCAGCUGUUCCAAAAGAUCCAAUGCAGUUCGGAGCUAGAGGCGAGCACCGAGUCCUACUAUGUGCUCUUUGAAGUCGCCGGUCGGCAAGGCGACGUCGCUGCGUUGAGGCAGGUGUUUCACCAGGCCUAUGUGAACUGCAUUCCGCUAGACGUGCUUUGCUACAAUAGCAUCUUGAAGACCCUUGUUGAGCACAAGGAGCCGUUUGUGUACGAUGUGCUCAGUGAUAUGAAGAAGCACCGAGUGCCGCCAGCAGAGAGCACGAUUGCCGUCUUCCUCGCUGACGCGCACGGACGCCAGGUCUUGACGGAGGUCGUUUCUCGCGCCCUGUUUUACACACCACCGCCGCCGAUCACGCUGCAGAAGAUGAAGGUGCGUGAUGAUGGAUGA